This is a messenger RNA of Haliotis rufescens (red abalone), 4545 nucleotides long. RefSeq names its product calmodulin-binding transcription activator 1-like. Gene Ontology annotation, biological process: regulation of transcription by RNA polymerase II. Bases 179 to 3832 code for a protein of 1217 amino acids. Gene Ontology annotation, cellular component: nucleus. Lineage: Eukaryota; Metazoa; Mollusca; Gastropoda; Lepetellida; Haliotidae. Gene Ontology annotation, molecular function: protein binding; double-stranded DNA binding; transcription coregulator activity. The record is from RefSeq and is a predicted model, not a curated record. The transcript has 16 exons.
GCAACCCACACACCUGUAUUAGUUUAAAUAAUAUUGAAAUGGACAAUUUGCGAUAUAUUGUACCUGUGUACCUGUAUGGCCUGACCUGUUUCAGAAUCCUGACAUCGUUCUUGUCCACUACCUGAAUGUCCCCUACCCUGACAACACCAAACUGAGCAUUCCUGUUUUAUCUUACGACAUGGAGAAGAAAGAAUGGACCAAGGAGGAACUUGUUGAUCAGCUCAGGCCGAUGUUGGCGUGUGGCAGGAGAGUGGAUCUUGGUCCUGAGCAAGAACACAUGGUUGAAGAAACAAUUGAAGACUUUGUUCAACAGUUGAUUAACCUUCGGCAGGACAAAUCAGGCAAAGCCAAACCCCACAAAUGCACUCCUUCCUGUGACAAAAACUUUCCUCAUUCCAAAUGCACCAAGGACUCAUCACCUCCUAACACAGCCAGCCUGGCACACAAUCGCCUAGUGUCCAUGUUGCAGCGCCACACCCAACGCAGCGCCACCCAGUCGGUAGCCCCGCCCACUCCCGAGCUUCACACCAGCCAGGUGGUGAUCACGCCCACUACGGCCCCCUCGUCCAACUCCACUCAAGACUUGAACCACACAGCUGCAGCUCCUGCUCCUCUCAUUCUAAACCUAGCAAGUCUCCACGGCAGUAACGGUCUGAUCUUUGUCAGCGGACAUAACACAUCACCCAUCUCCAUCAUCAACAACUCUCUCACCACGCCCAUUCACACCAUCACCGCGGCAACCCUGGACACGCAGGGCCGUUUCCCUCAGCCUCAGAUACUCCAAACCAUUCCCCAAGUGCUUGCUGGUGUCAAGCAGGAUGAUAAAUUGUCACAACAUAUUCACAAUCUCCAUGCGCAUGACUCGAACAGAAAGUCUCCCGUUCCGAUGAAUAUUGCAAGUGAUGCUCUGUUGGAGCUGGCAGGCACCCCGCAGGAUUCGAAGGAUCUUUUUUUCGAUCAAAUGUCAGCUACAAUCUCAGAUACUCAGCGAAAUCUCCACAAUACAUUAGACUCGCUCAUUCGCGGGGACUGCUCGCACACUGUGGGAACACUAGUGAAAGAUAAUUCGGGGACUGAUAAUUGUGAUACUCUUGAUGGCAGCUUUUCCUCAUUUCCCAGUACUGAUCUCAAUCUUGAUUAUCUUCUCGACUUGCCCGAACUUUAUGACUGUCCUGAUUUGCCCGACACAAAUGCAAGUCUCGGGACGUCAAGUGGCGGAAUGCCGACUUCUGUCCCGCUCAUCAAUUGUGCUAACUGCCUCAGCAACCAACAAGCUCAACAAUCACAGCAGCAACGGGCAGAGUCGCAUCAAUCUUCAACAUCGACGUCUGCUACGUCAGACACGCAGACAGCAGACAACACUCACUCACAGACUGACACAGACAGCAGCUUCUCUCAGGGCGUCAUCACAGACUUCUCCCCUGACUGGUGCUACACAGAUGGUGGCACAAAGAUCCUGGUGACAGGCCCAUGGUUCUCCACGUCCACGUCCUACUCUGUUGUGUUCAACAGUAAGACGGUGCCUGCUACACUUGUACAGGCAGGGGUUCUCCGGUGCUUCACUCCAGCACAUGACGCCGGCCUGGUAACGCUGCAGGUGGCCAAUGAUGGGUUUGUCAUCUCCAACAGUGAGGUGUUCGAGUACAAGGCUCGGGAGAAGCACAGCACGCAGUCAGCUCACAACGAAUGGUUCUCAAUGGAUUCGACGGAGAUGAAACUGCUGCUGGUGGAGAGGUUGGAACAACUGGAGAAGAGGCUCAUGCCAGCUGACAAGAACACAACUUUCCUUGACAAGCAGCAUGCCCUGAAUGUUGACCAUGAGAACACCGAGUGUCGUCUUGUGCAGUAUGUGGAGCACCUGGCUGGUCGACCCUGGCAGAAACUGGAGACUUACCCCAAGGCUGGCCAUGGCGGACUGACUUUACUUCAUCUUGCGGCGGCCCUUGGCUACGCCAAACUCAUCAGCUCACUUGUUAGGUGGAGAUCUGACAUCUCUAAUUUAGUUUUAGAAUAUGAAGUUGAUGCUCACAGUGUGGACAACCAUGCCUGUACUCCAUUGAUGUGGGCAUGUGCAAGAGGAAAUAUUGACGCUUCACUGACGCUGUAUCAUAUCAACACGGGGCCACUCAGCAUCUGUAACAAGGAUGGACGUCUCCCGCUCACCGUUGCCCGAAGCAAGGGACAUCACAACCUUGCCAAUCAAAUCGAGCAGUUGGAGCAAGCUCGUCUGCAAGCCCCGCCCCCUUUCCCCCCAUGCACAUCCACAGCAUCAUUUGCUGGCGCAACUUCUUCUUUCACAACCUCGGACUCUAUCACUGCGUGUGACCUGUCACCAACUCCUUGCCAUAUAUUCCCCAGUUCUCACAAAAACAUUUGUGAUGAGAAACAGGAAAACCUUCACAUCGACAUACCUCCUCCCCCUCCCUACCCAGGGGAUUCCAAGCUCGUCCGGCGACUCAGUGAACAAGUCAUUGGCACCUGUCAUCGCCAACUUAGCAAACGCUAUUCGGUGGAUAUAUUGCCGAGUGGGGCAACAAACGACCAGACCUCGCCCCAACAUGACGCUUUUCAGAAGCCAAUUCGGGAGGCCAAUUCUGAGCCACAUCUGUCAUUGGUUGGUGAUCAUCCAAUCAGUGCAGUGACGGACUCUGCCUUGCUACCAGUUGCUCAACGUGAUCUGGCAUCGCCAGAUAUUCUCAUGCAGACCGAGUCUUUGCUCAACACCAUAGCGACGGAGUCUGGGAAGGAGACGGAUGGUCUCCUCAUGCAGAUGGACACAGAUGAGGUAUCAUCGGUGCGGAGUGACAGCCCUUUCAUUGAUGUAGAAAAGAUCUCAUCUGACGAGGAGGCGGAACACAAGGCAGCUGUUGCUGCUGCUGCUGCUGCCGCCGCCGCUGCUGUAGCAUCUGGUGAAGGUGGGGAUCAUGAAGGCAAGAACCAAAUGGUAACCCUUGCCAACCAGAUCAUCGCAGCCAUGCCAGAGCGUAUCAAGCUGUCUCCUGCCAAGGAGGAAGAGUGUGGAGUGAGCAGUCGAGCUCGGAGUGAGUCCUACAGCUCGGCCCCGUCUCAAGGCUCACCUCCCACCUCAUCCUUCGGGGAUGAUUCUGGAAUCUCAACACCCAUGACAGAUAGUCUGGCCUUUGAUGAGUACAGGUACACAGACCUGGGCACCCCUGCCUCGUCCCUGAGCCCGGACUCUACCUGUCUGCCCAGCCCCUACAGCCCCUACAGUUCCUACAGUUUCACUCUGGACUCCCCGCCCCCCACCACUGCUGACUUCACCGAGUACUUCAACGCACCAGCCACGUACAUGGAGAAGGACUUUUCCCAACUCACACUCUCAGAUCAGGAACAGAGAAAGCUGUACGAGGCUGCCAAGGUGAUCCAGAAUGCGUAUCGGCUGUAUCGGGAUAAACAACAACUGCAGCAGCAGCGACAGAAGGAGAUAGAAGCCGCCAUCUUGAUCCAGAGCUACUAUCGGCGAUACAAACAGUAUGCAUACUUCAAGAAGAUGACCCAGGCAGCAGUGUUGAUCCAGAAUCAGUUCCGGAGUUACUACGCACAGAAACGUCUCAAGAAGAACCGAGACCCUGCGGCUGGCCUGCAGCGACAAGGACCGGAGAGACUGAAGAAGGGCCGCAACCAGUCCGUGAUCAUCCAGCAGAGAUACAGGUCUCACUAUCAGAGGAAGACGGAGAAGGAGGGUCGACAGUUGUCGGCUGAUGCAGCAGAUAGCUCCCCACCCCCCGAGCAAAGCAGCACAUCCAGAGACGGAACCCCACCAGUCGAUGCUGAGCCAGAUAUCCCCUACCCAGAAGAAGAGGAUGGGUGAGCCACCGUCAGGGACAGACACGCCCACCCACUGCUGGAUCUGUGACUGGGCAUGGCUGUUCAUCUUGGUGACACCCUCGGGAGGACAACCUCUGUCUGAACCACAAUGCCCAUGUCACGCUGUGUUCAACUGCUUAGGUAGCAAUGGCCUCCGGAGGACUUGUGAAGGAACAAGCUGUCGUUGUUGUCAGGUUGAGCCGUGUCGUUCUUUGACAUGCCUCGUCAGUAUGGGUUGGGACGUGAUGUAAAAGGGUGUGUAGCCUAUGUAUGUGUGACACCGGCGUUGUGAACAAGCUGUGGAAAUAGGCUUGCUGUGAAAUACCCACAGUUUCAACCCUUUGCUGUUUCAAGUUUGUCAUGGCUCGUCGUGGACUUUCAGGUUUGAUUCGUGACAAAUAGCUGCCAACUGUCCCAUUUUUUUAAUGUUUUUGUUACGAAUUUGCAACUUUUGUCCUUAAUUCCUGUUAAGAAUAUGCCAAUCUACAUAAAAAUAUCACAAGGUUUCAAUUUUCAUAGACACUGAUAAAGAGAGGGUCAUUAUUUAGCCUUACACCGUCAGCUAUAAAUGCUUCAUGUUUAUCGACUGGUAUAUCAUCAUAUUUAUAGGGUUGCAUUUGUUCAAUUGAGACACUCCACGGUAUUAUUGAAAGUUGCUUAAGUCGAGAUAGAAACAAACUUUAAAAUUAUGAACUGAGUUUCGGAAUCACAUGUCUG